AUGGCCUCUUUGGUACCUUAGCAAGAAAGGCCACUGUGAAGGGCGUAAGGAAGAACAUUAGUCUCGAACACAUCUAACAAAACUCCAAUCCUGGUUCUUCUAUGGUAUAUUCAAUGAUCUAGUCCAAUGGGCCUAAGGAUUUACAUUUGACAAUGAGUGCCAAGUCGCCCUCUGGUGCUUUGGUUCAGCUCCCGUCAAGUUCAUCCUUGUCCACGUCUGCUUCGUCGUCCUCAUCAUCUUCCUCAUCCUCCGUGAGAAGAGGCCGGCCAUUUCGCUUGCGGUCGACCUUUCCAUCUUGUUUGAGCCGGGCUUUACUAACCAUCAAGGCCGAGUCUGCCCUCAUGAAAAAGCCCUCCAGUGGGCGUGCCCUCAAGUGUGAACUUGAGCAAAUGGAGCACGCCUUUUUAGACAUUGACGAGGAAGAUCCAUCCCAGGAUGAGUGGACCUUCAAAGCCAAAGAUAACGCUGAAGCGGUAUUGGAAAGUCUUAAUAAUCUGAGGAAGGAGGGAUCCUUUUGUGAUGUUAUUAUAAGGGCGGUUGAUAGGGAUUUUCCUAUUCAUAAAUGUGUCGUAUCCGCUGUGAGCAAUUAUUUCAAGGCCAUGUUUUCAAGCAACUUGUGUGAGUCUAACCAAGACACAGUGACCAUUAAUGGGAUUCAUCCUAAUAUUUUGGAAGAGCUCUUGGAUUAUGCUUAUACCUCGGAGGUGAAGAUUACCAAAAAUAAUGUCCAAAACCUGUUGGCCGCUUCCAACCUCUUGGAGAUUCUUCCGGUUCGAGAUGCUUGUUGCCAAUAUUUGGAUAAACAUAUGGACGAGAACAAUAGUUUGGGCAUUCAAAGCUUUGCUGAAAUGCACGCUUGUCGGGAUCUGCAACUAAAAGCUCGACUCUACUCGUUAAAGAUGUUUCCUGAGAUUGUGGCUUGUGAGGAAUUUCUCUCCGUGGGUCAAAGCCAAUUGAUUGAGCUGAUUUCGAGCGACGACUUGGAGUGUGAACGAGAAGAAGACGUUUUUCAAGCGGUUCUCAAGUGGCUGGAAUUCCAUCCGGAAUCUCGGGAGCCCGAAUUCCAUCGAGUUCUUGCUCAUGUUCGUCUUCCCCUUCUCUCACCGUAUUUCUUAUUGGACCACGUGGAUCAUUUACCGAUCAUUCAACAAAGUAAAGAGUGUCUCCGGUUAGUCGAGGAGGCCAAAAUGUUCCACAUUCUACCAGAUCGUCGAAGUCUAUGCAACCUGGACCGAACAAGACCCAGGAUAAAGUCCGGACUUAUUCAGUCGAUUGUUUGCGUUGGAGGCGAGGAUGAUAAAGUGGUUUUGAGAUCAGUGGAAUCUUGGGAUCCGUCAUCCAACUCCUGGAAACAGCUCUCUUGUCUACCAUUCGCUGUCAGUAAGCAUGGUUUGGUGGUGAGUGGUAGCAACCAAAUGUAUAUGGCUGGGGGAGAAUAUCCGGAUGGCAGCGCCUCCAAAUCACUGUGGAGAUUCGACCCAAUUUUGAAUGUGUGGCAAGAAUUAGCUCCCAUGCUCACAGCCCGCUCGGAACUCGGAUUGGUUCUGUUGGAUGGCUACAUCUACGCAGUUGGAGGUUGGGAGGGCACUUCAAGGUUAGAUUCCGUUGAACGCUAUGAAAUUGAUGCCAAUCAAUGGAACUAUGUGGCGCCAAUGAAGUUGGCCGUGACCUCGCCGGCGGUUGUUCCUCACAAUGGUUCCAUUUACGUUUGUGGUGGGGCCAUCCUUGAGGAUGGUGAUGGUAUUGACAUGGUCCAACGAUUUAAUUCUAAAGUUGGAGCAUGGGAAGAACUGACCCCAAUGCUCAUUCCAAGAAGUGGUUCUGUGGCUUGUGUGGUUAAUGGCACCAUCUACGUGUUAGGUGGCUGGCACGCUUCUACGGAGAACACAAAUAAGGUGGAAAAGUAUGAUGAGACCAAAAACUCAUGGAGUUUUGUUUGUCCAAUGCAUGAACGGCGGUAUCGCCCUGGUGUGGCUGUCUUGGAUGGCCAUAUAUACGCUAUGGGUGGGGAGGAAGGAUGGGAUAAGUACCAUGACACAGUCGAGAAAUAUUACCCGGCGAAGGAUUCUUGGGAAACUGUGGCCCACAUGCCAUCAUCGCGUUCUUGGCUGUCGUCAGCGUCUUUGAAGGUCAAAGCAGAUUGCUUGGUGGAUACUUCUUGACGUUUGUUUGUUCGCAAAGAUGAAGAACCUAAUCCAAAGUAUCUCCUACGAAUCUCAACUGUCGAUCAAAAGUAGAUAUGUAAUGCUGUGAAAUUACUACUCCAAUUGGUAAUUCGUGCUUUGCUUUGUUACUUCAAGAUACUUAGCCUUAAUUUCAGUUUGUAUGUGUCUCUCUAGUCAAGUGUUCUGUUCUGAUACAAAGUUUAAUUCAUUAACUUUCCUCUCAAGAUCUUCAUUCUCUGAAAUAAAUUGUAAUGGGGCAACCUU
Molecule: messenger RNA, 2429 nt
Organism: Tigriopus californicus
Lineage: Eukaryota; Metazoa; Arthropoda; Copepoda; Harpacticoida; Harpacticidae
Product: kelch-like protein 12
Exons: 10
Coding region: 153-2162 (669 amino acids)
Molecular function (GO): protein binding
Source: RefSeq, a predicted model, not a curated record